AUGGGCAACAAGAAUUCUUCUUCAACAGCAUCAUCACACUCUUCUCCUCCUCGAAUGCAACAUCAUCCUCGACAACAUCAAAACGGAACUAGUUCAAAAGUCCUUCCUUCGUGCACCAUUUCGAGUAUGCCAGAAAUACAAACUUUUGAUCAUGUCGAUCACCAGAAAUGUUCUCUUUCGGAUUCGUUAGAAUUAACACACUUGUUCACUCUAGGGCAAAAUGAUAAAGGACAAUUAGGAAGACUUGUAUUCAAAGAAGACUCUGGCGAACAAUACGCCAUGGGUCCAGUUUUGGAAUUGUAUCACAACAUGAGUGAUUUUUCGCAACACAACAUUUCACAAGAGUUGGAUUCAAAAAUUCUCAAAGACAUCAAGCUUGUGGCAUCAGGAAGAUCACAUCUCUUACUCGUCACACAUUCAAACAAGUUGUUUGGUUUAGGAUUUAACAAUUAUAGCCAAAUUGGUUUUCCAGAACAUGAACAAUAUAUCACUCGACUGAGAGAAAUACCUCUCCCAGAAAAAGUGUCCACCAUAGACCAUGUCGCAGCAGGUUGGUUUCAUUCCAUCGUUGUAUGUGAUAAGAAUAAGGUGUACUGUAGUGGACAUUCCUACUUUGAUCAGACAUUUGCUGUGAAAACUGAAAGUAGUUUUCGACGAGUCACGAAAUUAGAUUUCUUGCAACGAGAAGACUCACGAAUAACCACAGCAAGUGCAUCUACUUUUAGUUCCAGCUUACUUGUAGAUAAUUGGAAGAUUUAUGCAUGUGGAGAAAUGAACGCCAAUGCAAAUUCAACCAAUUUCCUUGUUCCUGGAUGUGAAAUUUUCAAGAAAGAGUCCAUCAAGUACUUUAAACACGCCGAUAAGGGACUCGUAGUUCUCACUCAAGAGGGUAAUUUAUACUUUGCGAAUAAGGAAAAGCCCUUCUACUUGCUUCAACAAAAUGUUUUUUCCAUCACGCCAUCUCACAUGUAUGAGACUGUUUUCCUACUUAAGAAUAAUUCUAAUGUGUUAACAGAGUGUAAUUUGGGACCUUUCAAUACUCGAUCCAAUGUCAGUAUUGCACCCUUCGUAGAAAAAUAUGGGCUGCAUAAUAUUCAAAUAUUUGCUGGAUAUUGUUUCUAUUAUAUGGUUGUCAAUAGAAAGAAGGUAUAUAGUAUUAAUGGUAGCGAAUUUAAGGAAAUUUUGAAUCUCGAAGGAAUUUCUACGAGUGUCAGUAUCACGGAAAUUGUCGCAACAUCCGAUUGUUCUUAUUUCAUCUUUGAGAAUACCAAAUCUACAGCCUCAGAAAAAUUAAUGAAAUCACGACUCAUUCAGAAUGAGAAAUUUGUGGAUAUAAGCAUCACAACGUCAUCGCCGUACUUGGAGUGA
This is a messenger RNA of Naegleria fowleri, 1368 nucleotides long. RefSeq lists its product as uncharacterized. Bases 1 to 1368 code for a protein of 455 amino acids. NCBI's taxonomy places the organism in Eukaryota, Heterolobosea, Eutetramitea, Acrasida, Naegleriidae. The record is from RefSeq and is a predicted model, not a curated record. The transcript has a single exon.